CGUAUUAUCCACCGUCAAUAAAGCCAAGAUGACUUGGAAAUAUUAGUCGUCUCCAACCAAUUACGCACGAUCUUACACAGUCAUCACUUUCUUGAAAGAUAUACCACAGAUUCUUCCCACAAUUUUAUUUAAUCCAAUUUCCCUUUACCUUUAAUUUUCAUCACCAAAACAAAAUAUCCCAUAUGGGUUGAAAGAAUUUUCAUUACAUCAAUCAAUCUUUUCCUCAAUUCUCGUCUACCAAUUAGUCCUUCUGAUUGAUUUAAGAAAGACCCAGAUUUUAGUUUCAUAGAUCUUUCUUCAUUUUGAUUUGAUUUUUUAUAUAUUAAAUCUAAAAAUUAAAGAAAACCCUGAAAUCUUUUUGUAUUUAAUUGCAUAAAAAUGUCGGAAAAGAAAGAAGGGUCACCAUCGGCACCUGUGAAGAAGCUAAUAAGCGCAUCUGGGACGAAACCCACAUCAUCUGUAUUACCGUAUCAAACCCCACGUUUAAGGGAUCAUUAUUUGAUUGGAAAAAAGUUGGGUCAAGGUCAAUUUGGUACAACAUAUAUGUGUACUGAGAAAUCAACCAAUAAUCUUUAUGCUUGUAAAUCAAUACCCAAAAGAAAACUUUUGUGUAAAGAAGAUUAUGAGGAUGUUUGGAGAGAAAUUCAAAUAAUGCAUCAUUUAUCAGAGCAUCCAAAUGUGGUUAGAAUUAAAGGGACUUAUGAAGAUUCAGUUUUUGUGCAUUUGGUUAUGGAAUUAUGUGCAGGUGGAGAAUUGUUUGAUAGGAUUGUUGCAAAAGGUCAUUAUAGUGAAAGACAAGCUGUUCAAUUGAUUAAAACUAUUGUGGGUGUUGUUCAAGCUUGUCAUUCUCUUGGUGUUAUGCAUAGAGAUCUUAAGCCUGAGAAUUUCUUGUUUGAUACCCCUGCUGAGGAUGCCAAGCUUAAGGCCACUGAUUUCGGUCUUUCUGUUUUCUAUAAACCUGGACAAUAUUUUAGCGAUGUAGUUGGGAGCCCUUACUAUGUUGCGCCUGAGGUGUUGUGCAAGCGCUAUGGACCUGAAAUUGAUGUUUGGAGUGCGGGUGUCAUCCUAUACAUUUUACUAAGUGGUGUUCCGCCAUUUUGGGCUGAAACCGAGUCAGGAAUCUUUAGACAGAUCCUUCAUGGAAAGCUAGACUUUGAAUCUGAUCCAUGGCCAUGUAUUUCUGAUAGUGCAAAAGAUUUGAUCCGUAAAAUGCUUCAAAGAGACCCUAAGAAGCGAAUAACAGCUUAUGAAGCUCUCUGUCACCCAUGGAUUGUGGACGACACUAUUGCACCCGAUAAACCUUUGGACUCCGCUGUUUUAACGCGUUUGAAACAUUUCUCAGCAAUGAACAAAGUGAAAAAGAUGGCUUUACGGGUAAUAGCGGAAAGGCUUUCAGAAGAAGAAAUUGGCGGUUUGAAAGAGUUGUUCAAGAUGAUCGACACCGACAAUAGUGGAUCGAUAACCUUCGAAGAAUUGAAAGUUGGUCUCCAAAAAGUGGGGUCUGAAAUGAUGGAGUCCGACAUCAAAGCUCUUAUGAAUGCUGCCGAUAUUGACAAUAAUGGAACCAUUGACUAUGGAGAAUUCCUUGCUGCCACCCUUCACAUGAAUAAGAUGGAGCGGGAGGAGAACUUAGUAGCAGCAUUUAAGUACUUCGAUAAAGAUGGCAGUGGUUAUAUAACAAUUGAUGAGCUGCAACAGGCGUGCAAAGAAUUUGGUCUAGGUGACGGUCAUCUAGAUGAAACUAUCAAGGAAAUCGACCUGGAUAACGAUGGGCGUAUUGACUUUGCGGAGUUUGCUGCAAUGAUGAAGAAAGGCGAUUCAGGAGAUGGCGGAAGAACCAUGAGGGGAAAUUUGAAUUUCAGUUUGGCGGAUGCAUUAGGAGUAAACGAGUCAGCUCCAGAUUCUUCUAGCUGAAGGGUAGUGACAUAGCAAUGCAACCUUCAGUUCUUGUAGGUUUACAUGCAUCGGAUUUGAUUAAACCGAGUUUUGAGAUGUCGAAUAUGGGUGAUCGUCGCUUUGCCUUAGAAUAGAUGAUUGUAGUGAAGUAAUGGACACAACUGCAUUUAACAUGUAAAAGGAUGAUAUUGAAGCAAGUUAAUAUUUGAGUUGCCCAAAAUUGCAUCUUUUUUUGAACUAAGGAAGGGACAAUUACUGCUCCCUGUUCCUUAAAAAAGUUUUUAUUUGUCAUUUUAAGUGUUUCAUUUGUUAUUUUCAUAAAGAAUCUUUAUAUUUA
Molecule: messenger RNA, 2233 nt
Organism: Amaranthus tricolor (Joseph's coat)
Lineage: Eukaryota; Viridiplantae; Streptophyta; Magnoliopsida; Caryophyllales; Amaranthaceae
Product: calcium-dependent protein kinase 11
Exons: 7
Coding region: 379-1914 (511 amino acids)
Biological process (GO): protein autophosphorylation; intracellular signal transduction; peptidyl-serine phosphorylation
Cellular component (GO): nucleus; cytoplasm
Molecular function (GO): ATP binding; calcium ion binding; calcium-dependent protein serine/threonine kinase activity
Source: RefSeq, a predicted model, not a curated record